Molecule: messenger RNA, 1898 nt
Organism: Acyrthosiphon pisum (pea aphid)
Lineage: Eukaryota; Metazoa; Arthropoda; Insecta; Hemiptera; Aphididae
Product: trehalase-like
Exons: 4
Coding region: 69-1751 (560 amino acids)
Biological process (GO): trehalose catabolic process
Molecular function (GO): alpha,alpha-trehalase activity
Source: RefSeq, a predicted model, not a curated record
AAUUUUUGUUAAUAUAUUUUUGUUUCAGUGAAAUUUUCUGUCACGGAUCUAUUCUGCAUACCGUACAGAUGUCUAAGAUAUUUCAUGAUUCUAAGACUUUCGUGGACAUGAAAACUAAAUGCACCCUAGAUGAUAUUAAAAGCCGCUUCAAUGAAAUAGAUUGGAGCAAAGAUCCAAACAAUGUAAAACUGAAUAAAACCAUCAACGACUGUUUCGAAAAAGAAGAUUCUGAAUUGGAAAUAUGGAAACCUACUGAUUGGAUUAAAAAUCCAAAAAUGUUUGAUAGCAUUAAGGAUAAUGAUUUAAAAUGUUGGGCAUACGGAUUAAAUAAUAAAUGGUUAGAUCUCGGUAGAAAGAUCAAAAAUGACGUCCGCUUAAAGCCCUCAAACUACUCAUUGAUUUACGUCCCUCAUCCAUUUAUUAUACCAGGCGGUAGAUUCCGUGAAAUCUAUUAUUGGGAUUCUUUCUGGAUAAUUAGAGGUUUACUAAUAUGCGACAUGCAUAUUACUGCAAGAGGUAUGAUAGUUAAUUAUAUCUCAAUGAUUAAAACUUUUGGUUAUGUUCCAAACGGUGGUAGAAUUUAUUAUGCAAAGCGAUCUCAACCCCCCAUGAUAAUACCUAUGAUGAAAAGUUACAUAGAUGCAACAAAUGAUUUCCAAUUAGUAAUCGAUAAUAUUCAUACAUUGGAAAUUGAGUUCCAAUAUUGGAUAACAAAGCACAACGUGACAAUAAAUAAAAAUGGGAAAAACUACACCCUUGCGGUUUAUAAGGAUUAUACAACAGGACCGCGUCCGGAAUCAUACAGGGAAGACUUAAAUAAAACAAAACACUUCAAGACUGAAAGUGAAAAAGAAAGUUUUUAUUCUGAAAUCAAGGCGGCGGCGGAAUCCGGUUGGGAUUUUUCGAGUCGCUGGUUCAUCACGAAUGGAACAAAUGAAGGAGACCUCAUAAAUACAAAAACGAGGUCAAUCGUCCCGGUUGAACUUAACGCAUUACUGUAUUGGAACGCAAAGACAUUGAGUGAUUUCUACCGAGUGAUGAAUAACACCGUCAAGGCAUCGAUGUAUGAAAGUAUUUCUUUAGAAUGGGAAGAAGCAGUAACCGCCGUUUUAUGGGACGAGGAAGUCGGUGCUUGGCUAGACUUUGACAUGAUAAAUAAUAUUAGACGCAACUAUUUUUACCCCACAAAUAUAUCGCCCCUAUGGACUGGUUGUUAUUCAAAAAACAAUAAGGAUUACCUUGUAACAAGGGUUAUAAAGUAUAUGAAUAGAACAGAAAUACUAAAAACUCCUGGGGGUAUACCAACCACCCUCAGGGAAUCCGACCAACAGUGGGACCAGCCGAAUGCAUGGUCCCCACUUCAAUACAUUGCAGUUAUGGCUUUAGAAAACACAGGACACAAGGAUGCAAAACAAAUUGCCUCUGAAAUCGCCUAUAAGUGGUUGUGCACGAACUACGUGCCAUUCUAUAAUGAAACCAAAAUGUAUGAAAAAUACCGAGUGGAUGAAGGUGGCCAAAUAGGAAAAAGUACAGGGGAGUAUAUAAUCCAGGACGGAUUUGGUUGGAGCAACGGUAUUGUAUUGGAAUUCCUCCAAAUUUACAACUCCACGGCCUCAACAAAAGAUUGGAUUGCAACUGCACCAACCUGCGAUGAAGUAUUGAAGAAACUAAUAAUUGAAAAGAAUAGUAAUAAUUCAAAUAAGGAAUAUAAUGAUUAUUGUGAAAAAAUAUUAAACGGUACUAAUAUAUAAUAUAAAAAGUAUAAUGCUUUUGAUUACCUUAACUCAAACUACAAUUGGAAGAAAACUCUAAAUUUAUAUUUUUCAAUAUUAUUAUUAUAUUCAUAUUUUGUUGCAACUUACUUGUUGAACCUAUAUUAUAAAUAUAGUAUAAUAUUA